This is a messenger RNA of Stylonychia lemnae, 1407 nucleotides long. Lineage: Eukaryota; Ciliophora; Spirotrichea; Sporadotrichida; Oxytrichidae. The record is from the annotation of a GenBank genome assembly.
AUGAAUAGCAAAUAGUAAAAGUAAAACAGUCGGGCUAAGAAAAUCUAAGUCCUUUAUGUAGGUUUUUAGGAUGCUAGUCAUCCAUUUCUAAAUGUCAAAUACGCUAUUGAACUAUAAUAAACCUAAAGAUACAACGUAACCUUUAUGAUUCACGAAGAUAGCAAGCACAUACCUAUUCUUAAAGAAAAUAAAAUAAAUCUGCUUAAACUUUCUACAACAUUCAAGUAUCCAAAAUCUUUUAAUAACAGAACCUUCCCCUUACACAUGGACUUUGCUAAAUUCAUUGAUCCCUAAUUCUAUAUAUUAAUUUCAUACCAAUUUGAAAGCUGGAGAAUGUUCCAUCAUGGAGAAUUCAGUAACUCAUUAUGGCAUAAUUCUAUAGUCCUCAGAGAUUUUUUAGACAUCAAUGAACCUAGUUAUUACAAUAGUUUUGCAGGUGAAAUUUAUAGAAGAUUUGUAAAUCUUUGGUCUAUUUUCAAUAAAAAUGGCUAUGAUUAGCGAUAAUUAGUUCCAUCUAUUAAUCAACUUAUCGAAAAUCCUAGUCAUUUAUUUGAAAAACCUCCUAUCAAGCAAUUAAGAUCUCCAGAUUUAGUUUUAAUUCCUGGAAUAAUCGGAGGCAGCAUUGAUUAAAUGCCAUAUUCACCUAGAAUAAAAAUAAUUCAUUAAAAGUUUUAGUAAGAUGUUUCGCAUAUACAAAUUUCAAAAGAGAUGUAGACUUUUAUAAAUUAAUUCCAGCAUAUUAUACUAGUUUCCAAAGGAUCUGAGAAUGAUCCUAGUACUUUGGAACUUUAUAAUUUGAACUAUUUAGCAAAAAUAAGGAGAAACUAUGGAUUUAUAGUUAAAAUAUCAGAUUAAUCAAAAAUAGGUAACAACACUCUGAAUGAAAUUAGAAGUAGGAAAAAUGUCAUUAUUGAAUAGAUUGUUAACUAACCAUUACUUUUAAAGCACCCAAAAACUAAAAUCUUCUAUGGGGCAGGUGGAAUAAGCAGCAUAUUAGAAUGUAUUCAGCACAAUAAGAUUUUUAUAAUCAAACCACUCUUAAUAUCUUUUGAUCAAUAGAUGAAUUGCUAGUUUAUUCAGAGAAAUGGAGUAGGCUAGUGCCUUUGGUAGGAUGAUAAAUAAAGCUUGAUUAAUGCGAUUGUAAUUGCAGAAUAGUAGAAUUUCACAAACCCUAGGCUCAAGCAGCUUUAACAACAAUAUUAAAUGCAAGCUACUGAUGAAGAAGAUUUCCUUUACUGGACUGAUUUCGUUACAACGGUGGGUUUCACACAUUUAAAGCAGAAGAGCAUCGCUAGAAUGACUGAUUUCAAUAGAAUGGGAAUUGAUAUCAGGAUUUCUAUUUCCAUUAUGAUAAUGCUCUUGAUGUUCAUACUAAUUAAAAUCUGGAAAAGAAUGUUAAACAAUUGA